CACUUGCCAAACUCUCCAGCAGCUGAGUGUCCAGCCAGAGAGCGGCCCAGGCGAACACCCCACCACCAGCCCAUGGAGCCCCGGCCACUGCUGCUGUUCCUUGGCCUCUGCUCAGCUGGCCUCAUCCUGGGCUCCGAACAUGAGACCCGCCUGGUGGCAAAGCUAUUUGAAAACUACAACAGCGUAGUACGGCCCGUGGAAGACCACCGCAAGGCCGUGGAGGUGACGGUGGGCCUGCAGCUGAUACAGCUCAUCAAUGUGGAUGAAGUAAAUCAGAUCGUGACAACCAAUGUUCGUCUGAAACAGCAAUGGGUGGAUUACAACUUAAAAUGGAACCCAGAUGACUAUGGUGGCGUGAAAAAAAUUCACAUUCCAUCGGAAAAGAUCUGGCACCCGGACCUAGUUCUUUAUAACAAUGCAGAUGGCGACUUUGCCAUUGUCAAGUUCACCAAAGUGCUCCUGGACUACACUGGCCACAUCACGUGGACACCUCCCGCCAUCUUUAAAAGCUACUGUGAGAUCAUCGUCACCCACUUUCCCUUUGACGAACAGAACUGCAGCAUGAAGCUGGGCACCUGGACCUAUGACGGAUCCGUGGUGGCCAUCAACCCGGAAAGCGACCAGCCAGACCUAAGCAACUUCAUGGAGAGUGGAGAAUGGGUGAUCAAGGAGUCCCGGGGCUGGAAGCACUGGGUGUUCUACGCCUGCUGCCCCUCCACCCCCUACCUGGACAUCACCUACCACUUUGUCAUGCAGCGCCUGCCCCUCUACUUCAUCGUCAACGUCAUCAUUCCCUGCCUGCUCUUCUCCUUCUUAACCGGCCUGGUGUUCUACCUGCCCACGGACUCAGGAGAGAAGAUGACUCUGAGCAUCUCUGUCCUGCUGUCCUUAACCGUGUUCCUUCUGGUCAUUGUGGAGCUGAUCCCUUCCACCUCCAGUGCGGUGCCCUUGAUUGGGAAGUACAUGCUGUUCACCAUGGUGUUUGUCAUCGCGUCCAUCAUCAUCACCGUCAUCGUCAUCAACACACACCACCGCUCCCCCAGCACCCACGUCAUGCCCGAGUGGGUGCGGAAGGUUUUUAUCGACACUAUCCCAAAUAUCAUGUUCUUCUCCACGAUGAAAAGACCAUCCAGAGAAAAACAAGACAAAAAAAUUUUUACAGAAGACAUUGAUAUUUCUGACAUUUCUGGGAAGCCGGGACCUCCACCCAUGGGUUUCCACUCUCCCCUGAUCAAACACCCCGAGGUGAAAAGUGCCAUUGAGGGCAUCAAAUACAUCGCAGAGACCAUGAAGUCAGACCAGGAGUCCAAUAACGCGGCCGAGGAAUGGAAGUACGUUGCAAUGGUGAUGGACCACAUUCUCCUCGGAGUCUUCAUGCUCGUCUGCAUCAUCGGAACGCUGGCUGUGUUUGCAGGUCGGCUCAUUGAAUUAAAUCAGCAAGGAUGA
Molecule: messenger RNA, 1446 nt
Organism: Globicephala melas (long-finned pilot whale)
Lineage: Eukaryota; Metazoa; Chordata; Mammalia; Artiodactyla; Delphinidae
Gene: CHRNA1
Product: cholinergic receptor nicotinic alpha 1 subunit
Biological process (GO): monoatomic ion transmembrane transport; chemical synaptic transmission; regulation of membrane potential
Cellular component (GO): synapse; postsynaptic membrane; plasma membrane
Molecular function (GO): acetylcholine-gated monoatomic cation-selective channel activity; transmembrane signaling receptor activity
Source: RefSeq, a predicted model, not a curated record